AUGCAGCGAGGCCACAGGUGUACCGACCAGCUCCUCCUUACCCGACGUCUGCGUCGACUUUUCGCUCGUGUCAACGAGCGCCAACCGCUGCUGCAUCACCACCAGGGCGAUGAGUCUCUGUCCUGGUUUCACGCGGCAUCGCGUCCGUUAGAGGCAUUGCAUCACCUUCGCUCACCGCAAACGAACCCAUCCAAACUUGCCUGGGCACCGGCGUCCUUCGCCGCAGAGGCUGACGGUGCCCCUCCACAAACGAAACCAGAAGAUCGGUUACGCGAGCGCGCACCACCGCAUCUCGCGGCACCACCGGGAGACCCGCCUCCGUCUGCUCACCCCGCCGCGCCGCAACUGUCCUUUCUCAUGAAUGCCUCCUUUCUGCAUGAAACCUGCCUUUUCUUGCUGCUCCUGCGCCACCCGCUGCCGAGCAGCUCACUGUCUCGGCUGAGCUCCCUGUCGGAGCGGGAGCCUCUGCAGGUUCACGGUCACGGCACUGUAGCCGAGGAGACAACGCACUAUAUUCUGCAGAACGGUCUCUGGCGUUCGUGUUUACCGUGUUCUGUCGAGGCAACGUGGCUCAGGGCAGCCACCCCCGCCGUCGACGUUCAACUAGAGCUCGGCGCCAGCACAGACCCCACUGCCGGAGACGAUCAAGCUCCUAAUGAUAGCUUAGGUGAGCGCGGCGACGCUCGUGAGCCAGCAUUGGCGCGUCUCUGCAGCCACGACUACCUCGAGCAUCUCAUCUGGCCAACGCAGGCGGCAGGGGCCGUGAGGCCUGACCUCACUGCGGACUGCGUGUGGGUUGAUGCGUCGAGCGUGCGAGCGCGCGCUCUUCACUCCUACAACGAUGCCUUCUGGGCACCCUUCAGCACAAGCCACAGCUUCGCCGCGUGGCACCGCGCGUCACUGUGUGCAACCCUAGACAACCAGCGCGCUGCCGCCAGUUUGGAGGCGUUGAGGUGGACCGGUGACCUGUACAUAUGCGGCUGA
Leishmania major strain Friedlin is the source of this 984-nucleotide messenger RNA. RefSeq lists its product as hypothetical. The transcript has a single exon. Bases 1 to 984 code for a protein of 327 amino acids. The record is from RefSeq and is a predicted model, not a curated record. Lineage: Eukaryota; Euglenozoa; Kinetoplastea; Trypanosomatida; Trypanosomatidae.